CAUCAUGCGGUCGUUCGCUAUAGCGUCCGCUUUGGCGGCGGCGAGUAUUGUCCAAGCAGGACCUACUCCCACCGAACCGGAACUCCCCAAACGCGCUGACUCUUUGCCCACCGUGACCGCGUCUGGCAAUGCGUUCUGGGCUGGUGAUAAACGAUUUUAUAUUCGAGGCAUCGACUAUCAGCCCGGUGGUUCUUCCGCCAACAGCGAUCCUCUCGUUGAUACCAACACUUGCAAGCGAGACAUCGCCAAAUUCAAGGAACUCGGUGUCAACACGGUUCGUGUCUACUCUGUAGAUAACUCGGCCAACCACAAAGAAUGUAUGCAAGCUUUGAACGAUGCAGGCAUUUACCUCGUUCUCGACGUCAACAACCCCCAGUACUCCAUAAACCGAGACAAGCCCGGCCCGUCAUACAACGACGUCUACCUCCAGAGCAUCUUUGCCACCAUCGACGAAUUUGCCAAGUACGAUAACACGCUCGCUUUCUUCUCGGGGAAUGAAGUUAUCAACGAUAAGCCUGAGUCUGUAAAGGCCGCACCUUACGUCAAAGCUACCACUCGUGAUAUGCGCCAGUACAUUGGUUCCCAAAAGUACCGCAAGAUUCCUGUUGGUUAUUCCGCCGCCGAUGUCAGCCAGAAUCGUAUGCAGACCGCACAGUACUUCAACUGCGGUACUGAUGAUGAGCGGAGCGACUUCUUCGCUUUUAACGAUUAUUCUUGGUGUGCUCCGUCUUCUUUCCAACAGUCGGGUUGGGACCAGAAGGUUAAGAACUUUACUGGUUACGGUAUACCCAUCUUCUUGUCUGAGUGGGGCUGCAUAACAAACGGCCGUACCUUCGAGGAGUUGGGUGCGUUGAUGAGCGAUCAAAUGUCUAGUGUGUACUCGGGUGGCUUGAUGUACGAAUACAGCAGGGAAGGGAAUGGGUACGGUAUUGUCGAACUCUCCGGAACUUCUAGUUCGGUCAAGGAGGAUACCGAAUUCUCGGCCUUCAAGUCAGCUCUGAGCAAAUACCCGACGCCCAGCGGAAAUGGCGGGUUUACCUCAACCACUGCGUCGGUUGCUUGCCCGACUGUCGAUGAUACUUGGGAUCUCGAGGGCUGGGGUGCAAGCGCACUUCCCGCCAUCCCUAAUGGGGCCGUCAAGUACAUGACUGCGGGAGCUGGUACUGGACCGGGUCUAAAAGGAGCUGGUUCCCAGAAUGCCGGAGGUACGUCGACAGGCACUGCUUCACCCGGUUCCGGAUCCGUGACGGCAACCGCAUCGGGUAAAAAUGGCAGUGGCCGACCGGCUCCGCCAAUGGACAUGGGCAUCUUUGCCGUUGCUGGCGUUGUUGGUGCCUUCACUUUAGUCGGCACUCUACUUUUGUAGAGUAGCACCGAAUCGCUUUUUCCUUCUGGGAGUAGAAGAAAUAGACUUUCCCAAAUCGUUGGCACGGAUGUAAGGCGUUUAAUAGGCUUGGCCAUCAGGCUCGUGCUGAUUGGAUUAUCCUGGGGGAAUAGGCACCUAGCCAACCUUACCGGGAUAUAAUUAGUUUUGGGAGCGGCACAGCAAUCGCAGCGCGACCCUAUCAUGGUUUAGGGUCUGUACAAAAACCUCAACGAAUUUCCAACGAAAAAAACAUAUAAUUCUGGCACGGGAUAAGGACGGACGGAUCGGAUCGGAUCGGAUGGAUAUUAGAGGUGUUAUUCUGGAGCUGGCCUUGCUAGAGGACGAUUGAAAUCAGAAAUUGGUGAAAUAUGACAUAGUUUUGUUCUAUUGAGUGGCUGUGCAACUGUAAUCAUUAUUGAAAUAGGAGAUUUCGGCUUAUGUGACUGUCGAUGGCCUUGCUUAGCUAUUUGUGGUGUUGAGGAUGAGGGGAUGAAUUGCCCCUUUCUAAUAUUGGUAUAAGACGAUAUGGGUACUAGAG
This is a messenger RNA of Annulohypoxylon maeteangense, 1904 nucleotides long. Its product is annotated as glycoside hydrolase family 72 protein. The transcript has 4 exons. Gene Ontology annotation, biological process: fungal-type cell wall (1->3)-beta-D-glucan biosynthetic process. NCBI's taxonomy places the organism in Eukaryota, Fungi, Ascomycota, Sordariomycetes, Xylariales, Hypoxylaceae. The record is from RefSeq and is a predicted model, not a curated record. Gene Ontology annotation, cellular component: fungal-type cell wall; cytoplasm. The coding region runs from base 5 to 1366 and encodes 453 amino acids. Gene Ontology annotation, molecular function: 1,3-beta-glucanosyltransferase activity.